UCUAAUGGUGUAGCUGGAAGCAUAAUUCUGCUUUCAAGCUGGCAACAGAGACAUCCAGGACUUCUUACCCUUUUUCCUUAAAACUUGUGUUCUAGUCCCUUGAGGAUGAGUAACAGCAGUCUGAGCAAUAACAGUAAUCUUACGUCUCCAUCCAGCAUACCAGCAGCCUAUGGGAGCAAACGUAUUGAUGUGAAUAGCAAUACAGCCUUUCGCUCGCUGUCUCCAACUCUGUCUCGAGGUGAUACUGAGGGGCAAGAUUACUAUAACUCUCUUCGAAGAAAUGGUGAUCUCAGUAAUGAGCCAAUAGGAGGCAGAAGUACAAAGCGAAGCAAAAACAGAGCAGAACGACUGAAGCUAUCCCAGUCUGCCUACUAUGACCCCCAACUGAUGGAUGUACCUAUCACACGGGAGCAAAUGAAUCACUAUAGAAAGGUUGCGGAAAACUCUCACAGUGAACUGGCUGCCCUUCAUGUAAAAUAUGAAACGGCCCAAUCAGAGCUGCUGGAUCUUCGUUCUAAACUUUCUUCCAAGGAAGUGUGUCUGCAAGAGCUGAAGGCUGAAUUGGAAAACUACAAGGAAAACAAUGCCCGACAAUCUUCUCUGAUAACCUCUCUAAGAGCAAGGUUACAGGAGACAGAGGAAGAGUCAGGUUUAUUGGCAAAUUCAAAAACUAGAGUAGAAUUUGCAAUGCAAGGAACUGCUCAGGAAAACCGAGGACUGAAAGAAAGACUACAAGAAGUGGAAUCCAGAUUAAAGACCUACAUGUCUCAAUUGGAAGAUAGCAAAUCCCAGGCUUCUAGAAAUAGCAGGAGUCAUGGUCAUUUUGUGGCUCAUCUUUCCUCAAGUUUGGGUAUAGAUCUUACAGAAAAAGAAGAUCCUGAAGUAAUAUUGCUUUCUAAGGCAUGUGAUCUCUACAAAGAGAAUUCUACAUUAAAAGGUGAUAUAUCCACUCUAAAGGAAACUAUUAAUGUCCAUGAGACAGAAUCUAAAGCCAGCCGAGAGACCAUAAUGAAGCUUGUCUCUGAAGUGAACAGGGAGAAAAAAAAGAAUGCAUCCUUUAUCCUACAAAUAGAGACCCUCCAUAAGAAUUUAGAAAGUGUUUCUGAUGACAAAGAUGUACUUGAAAAGGAGAUUAAAAUACUUACAGAAAGGCUAAAUGCAUCACAUCGAGCCUGGGAGGCCAGCAAACAAGCGCUAAACCAGGUGAAGAAGAGCACUACUGAACUGGAUGUGACACUGAAGAACAGUUUGGGAGAAGCCAAAGCGACAAAAAGCCUGCAUGAAUCUUUCAAGGAAGAAGUUGCUGCAUCUUUAGGACUGGACACUACAACUGUGAAACCAAAAGAAGAAGCCAUCUUGGAGAAAAUACAUGACUUGUGCCACAGGACAGAAAACAAACAAAUUAUGAUAACUCAACUGGAAAACAAAGUAUUCAAACUGAGUGAGCAGCUACAGAACCAGUCAGAUCUGCACCAGGAAGCAUUACAUAGAGCUCGGAAAGCUGAGCAACAACUUGAAGACCUGUUGGCUCGGCUAAAGUCAGCUGAAGGUGAACUCGUUUCUGGAGAUGUAAUGCGAGACAAUCUAAGUUAUGAGAAGCAGAAGUACAUGAAGUUCUUGGAACAGCUGUCUGAUAAAAUGAAGUUGGAAAUAAUAACUGCUGAUGUAGGUUUCGACAUGCGUCUGGAUGCCAUCCUUGCCCGGGCAGAUCAGUUGGUCAAAUUGGAAUCAGAUGCUGUCAUUGGAAAUAAGACACUUGCUCACAGUUUGCAAAGAAAGUUAAAAGCACAGAAGGAAAAGUUUGAUAGCAAAGAGCUACAUAUGGAGCUUUUGAGAAAAAAGAUUGCCCAACUUGAAGAGGAAAAGCAAGUACGCACAGCUCUGGCAGUAGAGAGAGAUGAGGCUAACCUAACCGUGAGGAGACUGCAGAAGAAGAUGGAAAGAUUGCAAAAGGAGCUAAGUGCAGCUCAAGAAUCUGUUACUGAGCUGAAAUCAAGACUUUCAGAGACCAAUGAGUUAAAGAUCAAGACAUUGGAACAGCAUAAAACAAUUGAACAGCUGAGAAAAUCGCUGGAAGACUUGGAAAGAGUUAAAAGCAAAACUCAUAAGAAACUAAUUUCUAUUAAAUCAGAAUUAGACUAUACAGAGCAGGAAGCGAAAGAUGAGAAAGACAAAGCAACCAACUACAUUGAAGUUAUCACCAGUGAGCUGAAGACGCUUAAGACAACCUUAGAAGAAGUUUCUAAAAGGGAAAAACAGCUGGUAGACUUCCGAGAGGUGAUAUCACGUAUGCUGGGACUAAACGUCAAUGCCUUGGCAUUACCUGAUUAUGAAAUAAUCAAGCGGCUUGAAGGACUGCUCCAUACCCACCAUCACCAUGUAUUAUCCUGUGCAUAAUGGAUGGAAAAGCAUUAUAUAGGAAAUAUAGGAAUGUGUUUUGAUAUUAAUAACCCAAAUGCUCUUCACAUAUUUUUGUUAUACCUAUUUUUUAAUGACAUUUUAUAUCAACAUACGUGUGGACGUGAAGAAUAUGAACUUGAAUCAUUCAAUGAAAUAAGUAGAAGUGUUAUAAAAUAUUACAUAGUGCCAUAUAUUAACAAUUCAUUGGCAGGUUGCUCGGAUAUGAUUUGAAUGACACAUUUGAAUAAAUAUAUAUAUAUAUAUAUAUAUAUAUAUAAAGCCUAAAAUCUAGAACUGGUUACCUUUGUAUAGUAAGUAACAUAUGUACAAUCACCACAAAAACCUACCCCAUUCAUUAAAGGGUACUACGGUGGAAAACUGUUUUUUUUUUUUUCAAAAUCAAUGGGUGCCA
Hyla sarda is the source of this 2812-nucleotide messenger RNA. RefSeq names its product coiled-coil domain containing 170 (gene CCDC170). The transcript is spliced from 13 exons. The coding region runs from base 106 to 2397 and encodes 763 amino acids. The record is from RefSeq and is a predicted model, not a curated record. Lineage: Eukaryota; Metazoa; Chordata; Amphibia; Anura; Hylidae.